Gloeophyllum trabeum ATCC 11539 is the source of this 807-nucleotide messenger RNA. RefSeq lists its product as uncharacterized. The transcript has 2 exons. The record is from RefSeq and is a predicted model, not a curated record. The coding region runs from base 1 to 807 and encodes 268 amino acids. NCBI's taxonomy places the organism in Eukaryota, Fungi, Basidiomycota, Agaricomycetes, Gloeophyllales, Gloeophyllaceae.
AUGUCCUCGCUCGCCGACGAGCUCCCCGUCUACGCCUCCUCGUCCGCCCUCGUCCACCUCCCGCGCAGCCUGCAGAAGCCGCAGUACAAGGAAAUUAAUAGAGACGCCCUCGCGUCCGUCGAGCCCGGUCUCCGCGACGUCCCGGUCGAGUACGUCCUCCGCGGGAUCGCCAAGCAAGCAUCCGAGAUGCUCGCGGCCAUCUCCGCCGUCAGCCAGUCCGUGCCCAAGGCGCUGCCGCGCACGGGCCUCCCCUCGGGCUUCUCCGCCUCCGUGCCACCGCAGGUCGCGCACAGCGCGCCGACGCACGUCCUCGCCGUCGCCUCCGCGGGCAACGCCGCGCCGAACGUCACGCUCAUCCCGACGCACCACCUCGUGCUCGCCGCGCACUGCGCGAACGUCCCCGGCCUCCCGCGGUCCGCGCCGAGCAACGGCGGGCGCGUGAUGCUCCCCGUCGUGCCCUUCACCGUGCCCUCCGCGAGCACCUUCGCGAUCCUGCACUCGUACCUGUACACGAAGCGCCUCGACUCGCUGCUCAACGCGCUCCUGCCCCUCCCCGCGCACUUUGUCCCGAGCACCCUGCAGUCCGCCGCGCAGAUCCACGGCGACGCGCGGAAGAGGGCCGCGCAGCACGUCGCCGCCACCCUCGGCUACUCCGCGGACCACCUCGCGCGGUACGUCGGGCUCGUGCACUCGCUGUGGAAGAAUAUCGUGUCCCUCGGUGUGUACGACAAGGAGCUCUGGCAGGCGCUCGACCUCGCGUGGGACGUCGUCGUCAACGCGGUGUACAUGGCGAACGGCAGGCAGUGA